Pneumocystis carinii B80 is the source of this 1473-nucleotide messenger RNA. RefSeq lists its product as hypothetical. NCBI's taxonomy places the organism in Eukaryota, Fungi, Ascomycota, Pneumocystomycetes, Pneumocystales, Pneumocystaceae. Gene Ontology annotation, molecular function: dynein heavy chain binding. The coding region runs from base 1 to 1473 and encodes 490 amino acids. The record is from RefSeq and is a predicted model, not a curated record. Gene Ontology annotation, biological process: microtubule cytoskeleton organization; microtubule-based movement. Gene Ontology annotation, cellular component: cytoplasmic dynein complex; centrosome. The transcript is spliced from 9 exons.
AUGAAUACAUCAGUUUUAACAACAUCAACUAGUCUAGUAAAUACGGACGAUCACUUAUGGUCUAAUUUACUUAAUAGUGUAUCUGGUAUUAAGAAAGUUCCAUCAAAAUAUAUACUUUUAUUGGGCGGGGGGAAUAGAAAUGCCAGAGAAUGGAUUUCAUCAUUGAAACAAGCAGCCAUUGGAGUCCAUAGAAAAGGCUCAGUGAAAAAAAAUAAGGAAGAGAUAGGAUCGACAUAUCUUAUGGAUUAUACAUAUAUUGAAUGGAUGGAUCCAGAUCAGGGAGAAAGACUUGGGGUAAUUGAAGUAUAUUUAAUAUCAGAACGACAUGUUUCAUGUGAAUCAAUGCUUUUGGAACUUUUCACGCCAGAGUUUCUUAAAAAUUGUUUGAUUUGUAUUCUAUUAGAUUGGAGAAAUCCAUGGAAAUGGCAUGAAGAAAUGUAUAAUUGGAUAAAUUUGAUUAGAAAAAGUAUUGAGAGUUUUAAAUCUCAUGAAGAGGGAAAUCAAGUUAUUUCUGAUAUUAUAGCUACUUGGGAAUAUAAAAUCAGAACAUAUAGUGAAAAUUCACAAUGGGUAUCUCAUGAUGUUAAUAGGAAUGAACAAGUACUUCUUCCUUUAGAAACAAAUCAAUAUGAUCAGCCUUUAGGAUUACCACUGAUAUGUGUAUGUAAUCAUUCAGAAUAUAUAUUAUCAAUUGAAAAAGAUGAACUUUUAAAAGAUGAACAUUUUGAUUUCAUACAACAAUUUCUUAGAACUAUACUUAUGAAGCAUGGGGGUGCGCUUUAUUAUACAUCUGAUUUGUAUCCAAAUACAUUGGACAAUUUAUUAUAUAGUAUUCUUGAUUGUUUUUCACUUUCACCUCAGACAUAUAUGGAUGUUAAUUCGCCUCCAAAAGCGAAUGUAAUUGAUGGAAAUCAAAUAUUUGUUCCACCAGGCUGGGACUCAUGGGGAAAAAUUCGUAUUAUUCGAGAUAGUUUUGAUGUCGAGAAAGUUGCUAAUGCAUGGGAUUCUGAUUUGAAUCUUAAUGCAGAUAAUAAUGAGACACUUAAUUCUAAAAAGAUUUUUGAAGAAAUGAUAGUAGAUUCUAGAAAGAAUGAUAUUUUUGAUAUUUCAGAGACAAACGAUUUUGUGACCACAAUUCCUUAUCAGGAAUUUCUUUUAAAUCAUUUGAAUAUUAUAGAAACAAAAUGCGAGCCACAAGAAAACGUACAAAAGGAUAAGAUUAAUAUAGAAAACACAUAUGUAGCUUCAGCGCAACUAAAUAUAGGUGGUGUCAAACUUAAUACCGAAGAAGUAGAUGAAAAAUUAAAGAAAUUAAGAGAUAUACGUUCUGAAAGCAAUUCUCCUGUUUUAACACCAGAAGAAAUCUAUAAAUCUCCUUUAAAGGCAAUAUCACCACUACCUGCUAAAGAACAGAAUGAAGUAUUGGCAAAUUUUUUUCAAAGUUUGCUUAAUAGAAAGAAAGCAGGUGGAUAA